AUGAGUUUUGGUGCCAAAGGUUUCAGUCAAAAAAGAAAUGAUCCUGGUUAUUUUAACUGGCUGGCUGUUGCUGAUGCCCUGAUGUUCCUCAGUGAUGGCCUUCGAAAAUAUGCUGAGGAUAAAAUGAAGGAACUGCAUGUUUUAAUAACAACAAAUGUCGGCGGACCUGGAGUCAAAUGCACUUGCAAGUGUACCCCUGGAAAGAAACCAAACCCUCAUGGACGAACAGCCACUUGCAUUUGGGCACAAGAGUUAAAGAAAUUUCACCAUUUCCCACGAAAAAGUGACAUUCCUUGGCAUCAAAGCAUUAGUAGUCAAUGGCAUGAUCCAGUUGAUGGACACAGGGAGAUUGCAAAGUUGUUCAUGUCAGAUUUAGGAAAAAAUUGGGCCACAACUACCACCACUGAUAUUGGACGCCUUCUUAAUUUGCUAAUAUUUUGUAACCAUUUCAAAAUUCAACAUGCCUCAUUAAAAGCUGUUAAAGAUUGGCGGAAUAAGUGGGCUCAUGCAUCAGAUCUCACACUUAGUGACAUUGAUAAACAAAAUGCCUUUAAAGACAUUGAAUGCUUAAUGAAUGAUGCUGAGCUAGUCGGGAUUAAAGAAGUUCAAGAUUGUCGUUCAUCUAUUAAGAAAGUAGAAACGGCUGUUUUCUCAGUCUUACAAGACAAUGAGUCAAAGAUUCUUGAGGAAUUUCGGCUCAUUCAGCAAUUUCAGCUCAUUCAGGAAUACAAAGAAUGUCCUAAAAUAGAAGAAAAAUCUGAAGUAUCAGAGGAAGAAAUUAGGGUCCCAAAAAAGUUUGACAAACUGGUGACAGUUGUGGACAAAAUGGGUUCUGUUUUUCUUGCCAUAUUAUUGUUUGCAAUUUCUCCGCUGUCGCGCAAAGUUCUUGGGAUGUUGAUGUUUUUGGCAUAUUUCAUGUUUUAUCCAGUUGGUGACAGAACUGUGAUAUCAGAUUAUG
Messenger RNA from Paramuricea clavata, 958 nucleotides. The record is from the annotation of a GenBank genome assembly. NCBI's taxonomy places the organism in Eukaryota, Metazoa, Cnidaria, Anthozoa, Malacalcyonacea, Plexauridae.